AUUUUCUUCAGUAAAAGUUUUUUAAAAAAACGAUGAUGUACAUAUUUCAAUUCAAGUGUAUGUAAGGAGGGAAUGUGAAUUUGCGAGAGACCGAGGAUCAAGAGAAAUCUUCUACUCUGCUUAAUCACAAUUGAAGAAUAAACGUUUAACACACAGAAAGACACACAAAAAAAAAAGGCAGAAGAAAUCCAGAUUAACAGAGAGAAGCAGGAGCACCAGGUGAGUGGGACUUGUCCCGCUCUCGGAUUUAGCGAUGCGUGUAUAGAACACGAAGACCGAAAUCUCUCCGCAAUGGGCUUGGAAACCUUCCUAGAGCCCCACCCGGAGUCCCUGUAGACGAGUUUCUGCACACAACCUCCACAAGUCCGGAUUCGCGGCUCCCCUCGCUUCGCGGCGCAGUAUCUCGUCCGAGAGGAAUUAACCCUCACUGCUCAGCAGCCGCCGGGAAGGGAUUCUGCAGUCCCACAGCUGAAACAGAAGCUGUUCUGGGGGACUUGAGGGGCGAUGAAGGUUUUGGAGAAGACUGGUAGAAUCUGAAGAAGGAGGCUGAACCAGUUUGCUAAACUGGGGGGAAGGGUGGGCGCCUGUCGUUCUCGUACUAAUCACCCGACGGGCCUCUCGUGUGUCACUGUUCGUGCGUCCUGACGCACAGUAUUGAACAGGAUUACAGCAGGCGGGCUGAGGAACAGACUCAUCCGCGCAAAAUACCAACAGAGCCGCAGUGAGCUUCCACUGCAAGGGGUAAAUAUAUAUGGUACCAGGGGGAAACGCGCUCACCACCCUGUUAAAAACGCUUGCCACAAGGCCGCAAACCUGCCCCCCCCAAAUCUAGAUCUACCAAAAUAAGUGAUCUGGAAAUCAAGUGCUGAAAAUGGACAAUGACGUGUGCACAAGUCCGUGUCACUACGAAUGACGUAUUGCAGACGUAUGUUUAUUUGGGCCUAACUCAUAAACAGAUAUAUGCUGGCACCGGUACACAGCGCCACAGGAGAACCUCGGGAUGCGAUAUGGAGCAGUCUGUCGAAACAAAAGCCGAGAUCACGCUUGUAGCGAAAACAUUGAAAAGAGGAAAAACUACAUUUCCCAGAGAGGAUUGCGAAGAGCGUGCCUUUCGCCAUGUGACUGCAGUUAGGAGGCACGGUACAGGGAAGUUGACGACCUGUGACAGUCGCUGCCUUUGCAGCUGAUCGCACAGAUCGCAGAGCAAUAACGGCAAGCAGGGUUUGUCUAGGCUUGCUCGUGUUUGAUCCCUUGGAAGGCAGAGGAAGAGUCCGUGUGAUAUCGCUUUCGAUCUCUGCAUGACGAUGACGAUGAUGAUGAUGAUGCCUGCCAUGAUGAGUUAGUUAGUCCGACACCCUCAGAAUCCCCCGGGCUAUAAAGAUUCUGCUGGAAAAACCUGCUGUUGCGAUUUGCAAGCCACAAUCACACACGCAAAUACACACACACACACACAAAUACAAAAGCAUUAAACCUUUCCUUUGUGGAGUAAAAGGAGCAAACUAUCAAGGCUAAAACUGUUUUUGCAGUGCAAUGGCUUGUUCACAUUUGUAGUUUAAUAUAAAGUAGGGGCAGAGGGCACAGAGUUAAUUUUUCCAGGCCCGGCAAAUCUUAAUGCGAGGAGAGAGUGGAACAAAACAGCAGCUAGUUCACCUGUAUGGGCUUGAGAGGAGCAGCCCAUUCACCUAGCACCUCGAGGGAAAGCAGUCAGCAAACUCGGCGAGGCGAUUCUGUCUGGAGCAAAGGUCUCUGUGCUGUUGGUUUUCUAGGAGGGGUUUGUUGAAUUCUCCGGCAGACAGCCCCCCCCGCUGCUUGGAAAGGCGACAGCCAGACACCCCUGCCCCUUUGACAAACACCGGGCUCUCCGUGAUCGAGCAAGGCAGGCCAUUAGCUCUCCGCAGCGCGCCCAGGGGGAUUGUGGGUUUCAAACGACGACAAAGGCUUGCAGAUUAGUGCACCCCGAAGCCUAAGUGAGAAGCCCUGCGCUGGGGAGGAGGGGGUCCGGCGUUCACACAUCGCAGGAAAUACCUCGGCCACUGGCCCUUAUCUCUGCGGCCCAGGGGGAAGUGUCUUUGCUCUAGUCAUGCCUGAGCGCUAUCUGCUGCACAUCGGAGCAGCGGCGCUCGAGAAGCAAAAUGAAGUGGCCAGUGAGGGGAGGCCGGGCUGCCGUUCGGGGGAGAAACGACUGGCAGAUCUUUUCCCAGAGGCAGUGGAAGUGUUCAAGCCCAUACCUGGCUCCUUUCAAGGACCGGGCCCAGGGAUGCACUUCGAAGACUCCAGCAGCGUCACGCUACUUUUUGAUUUCUGGGACGUGCACGGCCCGGCAGGAAUGGUCCUGUCCGUCUUCGUGGUUCUGCUGCUCACGGUGUUCUACGAGCUGCUGAAGGUGGGGAAGAUUUGGCUCAGCGAGAGGUCCCGCCCCCCACCCCCCGCCGAGCACCAGGGCAGUCAGGCCACCCUGACGAGCACGGCCUCGGAGAGCUCGCUGCCUCCCACUCCCCCAGAAGGCUCCAGGAACAGGUGGAUUCUGCUGUAUGUGGUGCAGGCAGCCGUCCACGUUGUCCAGGUGACCCUCGGUUACAUGCUGAUGCUGUGCGUGAUGUCCUACAACGUCUGGAUCUUCCUGGGCGUCAUCGUCGGCUCUGGGCUCGGGUACUUCCUGGCCUUUCCCUUCCUGCGCCGGCCCUGAAGCAGGAGAGGACGAGAGACGCCCCCUCUCCCCUCACGCGAGCAAAGUCUUCUGCUGAAAGACCUCCAGGCUGGCUGGAAGUCGGCAUUUUCAAGCGGUCUCGGCUGAACAGGGCUCUGCUUCGGUUACUUUCACGCUCCUCUGCGAGGGUGUGCGAUUUUUUCGGCACUGAUGGCCUGCAGAGCCGCUGGCCAAAAGCUUUGUGCUUUUCUGUCAGGGACUCUGGGUGCGUCUUGUGCAGUGCCUCAAGCCCGAUGGGCCCGUUUUUGAACGGUUCUGCACAGCGACCUGUGCCGAUCUCAACCAGACCAAACAAGAUUUGCGUACGUGCAUCGGCGUGUCUGAACCGCCCCCGCCCCCCUUUUAAAGACUCUGUGCUCCAAUUGUAAACGGGUGCAUCAAACUACUGUACCUAACCCUGCACAGCAAAGAGCUGCUCCAGCUCCAGAAGUGCAGAUCUGUGUCCCUGCCGAAUAUUCCAGGUCCAAGCGUCUGCAAGCACCUUCCCCUGCAGGUGCCUGCGCUCCGUGAGUCAUGCCAGACGAGACAUGAGCAGAGCUGUAAUUCCCCUCUCAAGGGCGAUGACUCGCCGCUGUCCCGCCCUCUGCUGACCACAGGUCUGUCUGUCUUCUACCCUGCGUGUUGAGGCAAGAGCCGGACAAGAACGGUGCGCAACCACAGAGCCGGGGUCACUGCAGGAGGCCCAACCUUUUGAGAAGCAGACGCUGAAACGGACCAGUUUGGACUAACCUAUUCUGUUGGCCCCUUGCAGCACCCGGUUAUACAUCAAAACACGGUUGUUAUCCUUCUGCUUGGAUCGGGAUGAAACGUUUUAAGGCUCAUCUUCCUGGUUGUACGGUAUAAAUGGUUACAGUUUAACAAGGUUUCUUUUGAAAGUGAGCCCGUGCCUCAUUUGCAAGACAAAUUGACAUGAAUAGUUUUAAAGACGGCAAGGAGCUGGUUCAGUCCUGGUUACACAAGAGUUUAGCUCAUGCUUUUAUCAAACGCAUCUCACCCUUGUACCUACUUUUACAUCUGGAUGUUCCUGCAGAAGCACUUUUUUUGGGAUUCAAACCUGCAACCUUUCAGUUUAAAGCCUUACUGUAACUUCUGGGUUGGAACUAUGUGCCUUUCAGAUUCCCCCCAUCAGUAAAACUCCCAAUUUAUUUAUUCUAAGAAAAUGUGAUCAAAUGUAUUAAGUGCAAUAUAUAAAUGAUGCAAGCCUUUAAAACGCUUUCAGGGGGAUGGGAUGUGGGAUGUUGGCCAUGAGCUAAUCUUUGAGCAGCUGUUUAAAUGUCUAGGGGUUACUGAGAAGUCCAGUCUCCCUCUCAGACACAAACUGGACUGGCAGCAUCUAGUGAUCAAAAACUAUCUGUAACCCAAGGGCCUGGUUGUAGAAAGUGUCCAGGCUCUCUGGUUGGUAGAUGUCCCCCCCCCCCAAUCUGAGGCAUAAACUCCCUCUGCUGUUCACUAAUCAAGCCAAUUCAGAAAGGGAUGGGGUGGAAUCGGCCAGCACUCUGCCACAUGGUCCUGGAAAAUGUUUCUUCUCUCUCUGUGAUCCUAAAAGAUAGGGCUAAAGAGACGAGGGGAAAAGCUUUUCUAGGAGAUUAUCGUAAUAUAGUAACCAAAUCGUAUCCCAGUGUCCCGGCAGAGACGCUCUGCGGCCCAACUGGUCUACGAAUUUAAAUGCACGUCAACAAGGCGGAUGCCAAGCCAAAGCUGUAGAGGUGCCCCAGUACUUGAACCGAUCGUCUGGGAGAGGCGGUUUUGAAGACGCACCCCACAUGCCGUUCCGCUAAUGCAAGUUUGACCCACACAGCAAUAAUGUACAGAUCUACACUGUUUUGGAAAUGAUAUAUGAUCGCCAAGGCAGCGCGUUUUGUAAUGAGACAUCAAAUAAAAUGACUUUUUCGGA
This is a messenger RNA of Lepisosteus oculatus (spotted gar), 4601 nucleotides long. RefSeq names its product solute carrier family 31 member 2 (gene slc31a2). Gene Ontology annotation, cellular component: plasma membrane. Gene Ontology annotation, biological process: copper ion transmembrane transport. Lineage: Eukaryota; Metazoa; Chordata; Actinopteri; Semionotiformes; Lepisosteidae. The record is from RefSeq and is a predicted model, not a curated record. Gene Ontology annotation, molecular function: copper ion transmembrane transporter activity.